CUGUUGGCGGGUCCGGUUCUGCAGCUCGAGCAGGAAACGUGACGGGAAUCAGAGCGGAUCGAUGGUCUGAGGCUGAUCAGGAUGAUGAUGAACUCAGAGAAGAUGAAGAAGAAGCCUCCGAAGGACAGUCUGACUCUCCUGCCAUGUUUCUACUUUGUGGAGCUGCCCAUUGUGGCUUCUUCUAUGGUGUCUCUGUACUUCCUGGAGCUGACUGACGUGGUGCAGCCGGCUCAGGUGGGCUUCCGCUGCCACGACCGGGAGCUCAGCAUGCCGUACGUGGACGGAGGAGACGAGCUGAUCCCCCUGCUGAUGCUGCUCAGCCUGGCCUUCGCCGGACCCGCUGCCUCGAUCAUGCUGGUUGAAGGUCUGAUCUACUGCCUGCAGUCCAGACUGAAGCUCCGCAGGGCUGAAGGAAGCAUCAACGCCGGAGGCUGCAAUUUCAACUCCUUCCUGAGGAGGACGGUCCGCUUCGUAGGUGUGCAUGUGUUCGGUCUGUGUGCGACGGCUCUGGUCACUGACAUCAUCCAGCUGUCGACAGGUUACCACGCUCCCUUCUUCCUCACCGUCUGUAAACCGAACUACACUCAGGCUGGAGUGUCGUGUGAUAAAAACCCGUACAUAACUAAAGACAUCUGCUCCGGACACGACCAGCACGCCAUCGUGGCCGCCAGGAAGACGUUUCCCUCCCAGCACGCGACUCUGUCCGCCUUCGCUGCUGUUUAUGUUUCAAUGUAUUUUAACUCAACCAUCUCAGACAGCACCAAGCUGCUGAAACCUGUGCUGGUUUUUGCAUUCGCCAUUGCGGCAGCGUUGACGGGUCUGACUCAGAUCACUCAGCAUCGCAGCCAUCCCAUCGACGUCUACGUGGGCUUCCUCAUCGGAGCCUUCAUUGCUGCCUAUCUGGCGUUUCACGCUGUGGCCAACUUCAAGUCCUCUGAUGACAUCACUCUGGCCCUGCCUCCCCCACCUCCAAAAGAAGACCCCCUUCGAGCGCUGACGGAGCGAGGACACGAGUCCGUCUACAACAAGGGCCCCGCCUCUGCCUCAGAGAGUAACGAUGAGAUAGCGGCGGCUCCGGCCCCCAUGGACCGGCUGGAGGGCCUGGGGCCCCUGCAAAGGGAGAAGUCCUCCAUGGGGAGCCUGAAGAGGGCCAGUGUGGAUGUGGAACUGCUGGCUCCUCGCAGCCCCAUGGGGAAGGAGACCAUGCUGACCUUCAGUAACACAUUGCCGAGGGCUAGCAUGAACGUUAAUGGGGUGCUGGGGGCCAAUGAAGGACCAGAGGAUCCAGUUCAGUCGGUUCAACCUGUCCAGCCUGUCCAGCGACGCCUGAAGGCCGUGCAGGUUCCCAUGGACCCGAUGCGAUCGCAGCAGCUGGUGUCAGAGUGGAAGCAGAAGUCGAUGGAGAUGAGAGGCCUGAGCGUGCGGGACGAGGCGGAGCGCGAAGCCAGUGAGGACGGUUCCGAGGUGGGCUCUAUGGGGACCGACGACGGGGGAUCUCAGGUCCCUAUCUACCAAUCCACAGUGCAGUCUGGGAGGACAGCCUCCAGUCACAACCCAACUCCACCUCCAGGGAGUGCCAAAGCUGUGGCAACUCCCCGACCACCACAGAUCCCUGAAGCAGGACCCCCACCGGUGUCCCCUAAGAGUGCCCUGACCCGGGCCAAAUGGCUCGCCAUCCGGGAGAAGACAGGUGGGGAGGGGUCAACCCGCGGUGCCGCCAACCAGCCACGACUCAUGCAGGUCAUCGCAAUGUCAAAGCAGCAGGGCCUCCUUCCCUCCUCCUCCUCUGGGGAGAAGUCCUCUGAGACCACCUCCACCUGCUCCGGCACCUCCUCCUCAGCCGACUCUCCGCACUACCGCCCCCCCUCCGAGCAGCAGCGGGAAGGGUCGGGUAUCAUCACGGUGGACGCCCAUGCCCCACACCAUCCUGUUGUCCAAGCCCUGCCACCUCCUCAGGCCCCGUCCCUCGCAGGUAACGGUAACCCAUGGGAGUGGGCAGGGGCAUCCAAUGGCGGUGACCCGCGAGACACCUACGACCUCAACAGCCUGAAUCGAGGAGACUCAGCCGCCCGCGGCAGCAGCUUCCGGCCACAAAGAUCAGCCUCACCGUGCGCUACCAUCAACCCUGACCCGACCCUUCCCCCACCUCACCCCCAGGUGGAGAUGUCAGGGGACGCUAAGCGCAGGGAGAUGGCCAUGAGACGCAAGACAGCACUAGUUCUAUUGGAUCGAGAGAUUCGUAACCAGACUGAACAGGAGAACUAUUACAAGAGUUUGCAGGGACGAAGAUUCAAGGAUUAG
Molecule: messenger RNA, 2301 nt
Organism: Xiphias gladius (swordfish)
Lineage: Eukaryota; Metazoa; Chordata; Actinopteri; Istiophoriformes; Xiphiidae
Gene: plppr3b
Product: phospholipid phosphatase related 3b
Exons: 8
Coding region: 82-2301 (739 amino acids)
Biological process (GO): phospholipid metabolic process; signal transduction; phospholipid dephosphorylation
Molecular function (GO): phosphatidate phosphatase activity
Source: RefSeq, a predicted model, not a curated record